Molecule: messenger RNA, 2193 nt
Organism: Equus quagga
Lineage: Eukaryota; Metazoa; Chordata; Mammalia; Perissodactyla; Equidae
Gene: TADA1
Product: transcriptional adaptor 1
Exons: 8
Biological process (GO): regulation of transcription by RNA polymerase II
Cellular component (GO): SAGA complex
Molecular function (GO): transcription coactivator activity
Source: RefSeq, a predicted model, not a curated record
UGUGACUCCCUGUCAGUCCCUUUUAGGAAGGACUUGGCUUCCUUUUCCUCCUGUUGGUGUGUCAGUUUGCUGGGCUGCCGUGACGGAGCCCCACAGACUGGGUGGCCUGAACGGCAGAAGUUGACUUUCCCACAGUCGGGAGGUGGCAGUCUGACAUGGAGCUGCCGGUCUCUCCCCCUGGACUGCAGAUACUGGGCUAACCUCAAGCUGUGGUUCAAGCAGAAGAUCAGCAAAGAGGAGUUCGACCUGGAAGCUCAUAGACUUCUCACGCAGGAUAAUGUCCAUUCUCACAAUGACUUCCUCCUGGCCAUCCUCACGCGUUGUCAGAUUUUGGUGUCUACACCAGAGGGUGCUGGAUCUCUGCCCUGGACAGGGGGUUCUGCAGCCAAACCUGGGAAACCGAAGGGAAAGAAAAAACUUUCUUCUGUUCGUCAGAAAUUUGACCAUAGAUUCCAGCCUCAAAAUCCCCUCUCGGGAGCCCAGCAGUUUGUGGCAAAGGAUCCUCAAGAUGACGAUGACUUGAAACUUUGUUCCCACACGAUGAUGCUUCCGACCCGGGGCCAGCUGGAAGGGAGAAUGAUAGUGACGGCGUACGAGCACGGGCUGGACAACGUCACCGAGGAGGCCGUCUCGGCUGUGGUCUAUGCUGUGGAGAAUCACCUUAAAGAUAUAUUGACAUCAGUUGUGUCAAGAAGGAAAGCCUAUCGGUUACGUGAUGGUCAUUUUAAGUAUGCCUUUGGUAGCAAUGUGACCCCACAGCCAUACCUGAAGAAUAGCGUAGUAGCUUACAACAGCUUAAUAGAAAGCCCUCCAGCCUUUUCUGCUCCCUGUGCUGGUCAGAAUCCAGCGUCUCACCCGCCCCCUGACGAUGCUGAGCAGCAGGCCGCACUCCUGCUAGCCUGCUCUGGGGACACGCUGCCUGCAUCUUUGCCUCCAGUGAACAUGUACGACCUUUUUGAAGCUUUGCAGGUCCACAGGGAAGUCAUUCCUACACACACUGUGUAUGCUCUCAACAUUGAGAGGGUCAUCAUGAAACUCUGGCACCCAAACCACGAGGAGCUGCAGCAAGACAAGGUCCACCGCCAGCGCUUGGCAGCCAAGGAGGGGCUUUUGCUCUGCUGAAUUAGGAUUUGAGGGGUGAGACCCUCUGCAAAUUCAGUGAUUAUUGAGAAUCGAAUGUUCUUUGGGUCCACAUUUCAAGACUGAAGUGUGCAGUGUGAAUAGGACCUUUCCUAUGGAAACGUGACACUGAGUAUGUAUUGUGUGGCUACUGUGAAGCCAUUCAUAUCAGUCCGAAUUUAAUAAUCUGUGUGUGUGUUUGUGUGUGUGUGUGUGUUUCCAGUUACGGGAGUUGGCACUGAUGGGAUUCUGUGCCUGGAAUGGAGAUGUUCAGGCAUCUGAGGCUUAGUGUCCCAUGGUCUGCGUGUGAGGGAGAUGACAUCCUAGAACAAAGAAGCUAUUAUAACGUAGUCCCCAUGAUCAGCAGGACAUCUGUGUGUUCAGUGACUUCACAUAUUCUGUAUCUGGCAAGUCUAAAAUUUCUGCCUUUCUCCUCAAGAGCUGUGCUCUUGAAUUUUGGUUGAAAUAAACCUACAGUGUUAGAAAUUAGAUAGCUCCUUUAGUAACCAGUUUAAUUUUUAACCAAUACAGGUAGCUCUCUAAAAAGUCAGUACAACUCCAUAGAAAAUAUGACUUAGAGAUGCUGUGCUAUUAGACAAAAUGAAGUCCUUUGUGUGCAUUAGGAACCCAAAUCAAAACAAACAACCUUCUUGGAUUGAGAUUAAUUAACCUUAUGUCUUCUCAUAACUCAAGCUUCUUUGAUAGAGUUACUACAUCUGAAGACUUUGGCAGGUUCAUUUAUUAAUUACUCCUAUAGAAUAUGUUUUAUGAAGUCCAUGUAAAAAUAUUGGAUCUAUACUUGGUAAUUCCCCUAUUCCCAUGAAAUAUCAUGUUUCUAUCCUUUCAAAUGAUGAAGUGAAAAUAAUUUACAUUUGACAGUGUUACUAAUAACCGAGUUUGGUUUUUUAGAGAUGUUGCUUUUUACUCAAGAGAUCAUGUUCGUGGAUCUGUUAGAAUGUACAGAUGGGUUUGUGUAGGUCUAAAUAAUAUAUGUAUAGAUAUGUACAUGUGGUCUAAUAUCUGGAUCUGUGUAUUUGAUUUUGUACUUUAAAUGUGAUAAAUAAACCUUUUGGG